Neoarius graeffei (lesser salmon catfish) is the source of this 1308-nucleotide messenger RNA. Its product is annotated as HERV-H LTR-associating protein 1. The coding region runs from base 1 to 1287 and encodes 428 amino acids. NCBI's taxonomy places the organism in Eukaryota, Metazoa, Chordata, Actinopteri, Siluriformes, Ariidae. The transcript has 13 exons. The record is from RefSeq and is a predicted model, not a curated record.
AUGACUAAAUUUAAACUAAAUCAUUGGGUCACCAUGAGAAUCAGCUUUGCCAUAGUAACUCUGCUGCCUAUUUGCACAACAGUACCAAAGUACAGUCAGUGGGAACAAGAAAUUCUAGCUUCAACAGAAAUUCCUGUAGAACACAUCAACCCUGGUUCCAUUGACCUGACUCCAUUAAUAAACACAAUCCUUAAUGCUUCACAUGCAGGUUCUGAGCAUUUGUUCUCUGUUGUGAGUGUGACAUCACACAGCUCUCUUGAACUGCACAAAAUCACCCUGCUGGUCUACAACAUCUCCGGUUAUCAGGACAUUGAGACCAGUGUGUUUCCUCUGAGAUACUGCUACUGUGUGACAAACAAAACCAAUGACCUCACAGGUUUUACAGCCAUACUGCUGGACGUGUUGGGGAACUCAACUAGCUACCUGCAGGAGCUGUUUAAAUCUAGCUCUAUUCUCUCAGUUAGCCAGAUGGGGAGCUCAGACUGUAUCUACAUGUGUGUAAUGGCUGGAAAAACAGACAGAGAUCAGCCUGAGCUGUGGGAUUCUGUUCCUCCACUUUUCAACCAGACCAUCAUAGAGCAUACACACACAGGUACCACCACUGAAGCUACACCUUAUACCACUUUAACUGUGCCAACCACUGUUCACACGAUAGCUGGGUUGAAUACUACUAGUAUUGCUCUUACAACUGUUCUGACAAUAACAGUGCCUGUUAGUGUUCUCCUCCCAACAUCAGACACUGUUCCAACAGCAACUCAAACAUCGCCAGUCAGAAGCACUUCAGUUCCACCUGAACCACCAGCCACAACUACCACCCAACCUUCACACUCCACUGUUUCCAUGACAACCACAUCUUCAGUGCUUCCAACAACAGCUGAUACAGCAACAGAAAUAUCAACAACAAUUCCUGUCAAACCUGCUGCAACAAAAACCAGUCCAGCUACUAGCAAACCCCCUCAUAUUCAUGGUUGCCCAUGGCGAUCUGAGCUUAUGUACAGACGAGUUCAGAGAGAGGACCAGAAAGAAACUCUGGAUGAAGAACCGAGUGCGAACAGUCCGACAAUCAGCACAAAAAAGCUGCAGCCAUGUGUGUUUGAGCUGUGCAAGUUUUUCUCCCAGUGCGUUUGCAGAGGUUUCAGCCAGAAAACUAGUCUGCAGAGGUAUUGCACAGACAGUCAUUUUUGGUAUGAAAGGCAUACAGUGGAGAUCUGUAGUCGUGUGAAAAGAGUCACCUACUCCAAGAGUCUGAAGCAGAAGUGCCUGGCGAAGAUGUGUGUUAAAAUGUGAGAAGAACAUGAUGUCCUUGCA